UCUUGUUAAUAAUCUUGUGUUGUCAUCUCAAGUUGUGCUUUAUUGUUCGUUUCAGGGUAUUCUGGCUGAUAUAUUGAAAUCCCUUGGUGACAACAAGAAGCACAUGAGAGAAUGUGCACUCAAUACUUUGGAUUUGUGGCUUGCUGCUGUUCAUCUUGAUAAAAUGGUUCCUUAUAUUACAAUUGCCUUGAUGGAUUCUAAACUUGGUGCCGAAGGGCGUAAAGACCUUUUUGAUUGGUUAUCUAGGCAACUUUCUGUGCAAAGCAGUUUUGCUAAAGCUGCACAACUUCUGAAGCCAGCCUCUGCUGCAAUGACAGUAAGUUUUGGCUUUUGAAUUUUCAUUCUUAAUUCUUCUAAUACCUUUCUUCUUUGUAUUUCUAUCCCUCUUCUCAAUAUUAUGCAAGAACUGGUAGAGCAUUAUAGUGCUAAAGGGUGGUUACAGCGGGUUGAGCAAUGUGUACUUCACAUGGAUAUUUCAUCAUUGGAUUUUAAUCAGGUGGUCAGAUUAUGCCGGGAGCAUGGCCUGUAUAGCACCCUGGUGUAUCUCUUUAAUAAAGGACUAAAUGACUAUAGGGCACCUCUGGAGGAGCUCUUUGAAGUCUUACAAAAUAGCCAAAAGGAUAGUGCUGUUGCACUUGGGUACAGGAUGCUGGUUUACCUCAAGUACUGUUUUAUAGGUCUUGCUUUUGCACCAGGCCGUGGAACUAUUCCUCCUAAAAUCAAGCCUCUUUUAUACAACAAACAUGAUUUUAAGUUUACGGUACUCAUAAACGUCCAUCGGAAUCACCCUGGAGUUGAAGCAUUCCUUCAAAAUAGUAGUGGCAGAUCCUCCUUACUUGUGUACUAAAUCAGUAGCCGAAUGAAGAGAAGGCUGAAUGGAUUAUAUAUGUCACAGAUGUUGGGCAGCAGCAACACUUUGAUAUGGUAUUCAGGGUAUGUCACAAUUAAUGACGUUCAUGGUAUCUUGUAGUUACUUGAUCUUAUUGUUAUUACCAGAACCCUUUCUACUUGAUCUUAUUGUUAUUCAAGGGGAAAACUCUUAAAUAUAUUGAUAUGUUUUUUUCCCGCCUGCACGUUGGAUAUUCCAUAAAGAUUGCUGAACAUUCCUGUGAUUUCCUCUUAAAUAUAUCGAUUCUUGUGAAUCUGCUACGUGUAAUAAAGAUUGCGGAGGACUUUUAAUUUCCACUAACAA
Molecule: messenger RNA, 1192 nt
Organism: Arachis ipaensis
Lineage: Eukaryota; Viridiplantae; Streptophyta; Magnoliopsida; Fabales; Fabaceae
Source: RefSeq, a predicted model, not a curated record